AUGUUGUUAAUGAGUUAUAAAAUUAUCUUAUAAUAAAAACAAAUAGCAUUCAAAUAACUUCAUAACUACUUAUUCAAUUAAACCACUAAAUUUUCGGAAAGUUUUGUAGUAUCAACUGACCGUAGUUAUUAUGGCAGAAGAACGUGAAAAUUGUGAUGAUGAAUUAAAAAUUGUGAACAGAAACCGUGAAUAUUAUGUCUCUAAAAAGUUAAUUUGUUCAUCUGUGCCUUACUUCGAGAAAAUGUUUUGUUGUGAUCUAUUGGAGUCAAAGGAAAACAAGGUUGAAUUAGAUUUCGACGAACGUGCCUUUGAUGCUGUCCUCGAUUGGGUUCAUUCUGGGUCGUUCUGCAUCCAAAUGAAUUAUGUGAUUAGUUUUUACGAAGCAGCUGAUUACUUGAUGAUAAAUGAUGGUUUAUUAGAGCCAUGUCUCUCUUAUUUCAAUGAAAACUUCACUAUUGAACAUCUUCCAAGCGUUUUAAAGCAAGUCUCAAAAGUGUCUAAAUUGACAAGUUCUGGAUCUAUUAACAACAUUAUUUGUCGCUACUUCUUGAUGAUCGUCAAUACGAAUGUUUACUUGAACUAUCCAGUCGAGACAGUUGAAGCUAUUCUCAAAUUGGAUUUGAUGGUUCACUCUGAAUAUCAAAUUUUUGAAUCAAUCAUGAAAUGGGUGAAUAAAAGAGCUAAUUAUAGAAAAGGAUUACUUCGGCGGUUAUUGAACUGUGUUCGGUGGUCUUUCAUGGAUCCUGUAGAUAUUUCUAAGAUAAAGAAUGAUGAAUUAAUCAAGACUCUCACGCAAAUGGAUUUGGAUGCAUUUAUCCCCUCUAAUACUGAAUAUGGAUUCAAUCGCUGCAAACAAAGCUUCUUUGUAUCCAUCCAUCAAAUGGAUUAUAAAACGUUACGAAUAAAAGUGUUAGAUAAUAAAUUAUUUUGUUUCUCGAUUGGCCAUUUCAUUCAAGAAAAUACAAUGUCACUUGAAUUUGUUCAUGAAGAACAUACUUCUGAUAUUUUAUUUGAUUCUGGAACCAAAGGUAUUCGAAUUGAUUGGGAUAAAAAGAUAUUUCGAUGGCUUGAUUUCAAAGUUGCUGGUAAAACUUACUACAGUCAAUUGAGGAAAUUUAUUGUAGAGUUUUGGAUCGAAGAAAGUUCCUGUUAUUUGGAAGACAAAGAUGCAGAACUUCCUGAUGAUAUUACGAGUGAAGAGAGAUUGUUCCUUGAAUCUGAUGGUAAAUUCAUUGUUAUUGGUGAGCCUCUCGUCAAGCAAAAGUGGUUUGGUAUUUUUCCAGCUCUUCAUGAAAGUUGGUUCAAUAAUUAUGAAGAUCAUAGCCACUCUUUUAAAGCCACUGUUUUGGACAAAGUUGUUUAUAUAUUGACAGAGGAUCUCGAAUUUAUUCAAUUCAAUUAUGAAACUAAAUCCUUCGAUAAGAGUAAACCAUUCAAAGACGAAAAGUGGGAUCUCAAUGAUUUAAUCUUAACUUCGCAUCAAACAAACGACGAUAAAGUUAUUUUGGUCAACAAAUCGUCAGGAAAAUUACAUUAUUUCUGUAUCAAGCAGAAGAAAUGGAUUGAAAAAUAUCGGAUCAUGAAUGUAAAUUUUUGUUCCAAUAGUUCCAAUGUUUAUGUUGAUAAGUUAAUUACCUUCACUUCAACGUUUUUACCGAUCAAAAAUAUCAAACCUUUGUAUAGGCAAAGCUUUUAUUAACUUUGAACUACCUGAAUCACAUUCAGACGUGAAUAUUCAUCGGUUUCAAUUGUGAGUGUCAUUAAAUGUAGCAUUGAUGAAAAACACUCUUGUUUUUAACGUUUUUAGAAUCCUUCCUACAGAUUUAUUAUAUUUUAUAUCAUUCCAAACCGACUGACAUCAGUUUGCAAAAAUAACGCUUGUAAUGCAAAAAUGAUACUCGUUCACGCUGAUGGUCGUAAACCAAGAUUUUUCAUACCAGUUCAUGAAAAAAGGCAAGAAAUUUUGUUUCGGUCAUUUUACUCAGGAUGAAUCUAUUCCACUUGAAUUUUUCAUGUCAUUGUUCAUUUCUAAUGCUGUAAUUUACCCACAAUUAAAACCUUAUAUUUUAUUUUCUUAUUUAAA
Tetranychus urticae (two-spotted spider mite) is the source of this 2083-nucleotide messenger RNA. RefSeq lists its product as uncharacterized. Gene Ontology annotation, molecular function: protein binding. NCBI's taxonomy places the organism in Eukaryota, Metazoa, Arthropoda, Arachnida, Trombidiformes, Tetranychidae. The record is from RefSeq and is a predicted model, not a curated record.